Messenger RNA from Trichoderma atroviride IMI 206040, 2299 nucleotides. Lineage: Eukaryota; Fungi; Ascomycota; Sordariomycetes; Hypocreales; Hypocreaceae. The record is from RefSeq and is a predicted model, not a curated record.
ACAAGGAUCUCCAGGCUGCGGCUACGCUGUGUCUUGCAAAGCUCAUGUGCGUUUCUUCCGAAUACUGCGAGGCCAAUCUUCCCCUUCUCAUCACAAUUAUGGAACGAUCUCCCGACCCUACUGUUCGAUCGAAUGCCGUCAUUGCGCUGGGUGACAUGGCAGUUUGCUUCAACCAUCUGAUUGAUGAGAAUACGGAUUUCUUGUAUCGCCGCCUGGCAGAUACAGACGUAUCCGUAAAGCGGACCUGCUUGAUGACGUUGACGUUUUUGAUUCUGGCUGGUCAGGUCAAGGUCAAGGGUCAACUCGGCGAAAUGGCCAAGUGUAUGGAGGACGAAGAUAGACGGAUUGCCGAUCUCGCAAAGAUGUUCUUUACGGAGCUCAGCACCAAGGACAAUGCGGUAUACAACCAUUUUGUGGACAUGUUUAGCUUGCUGAGUGCUGGCAAUAUGGAGGAAGAGAGCUUCAAGCGCAUCAUUAGAUUCCUGCUCGGAUUUGUUGAAAAGGACAAACACGCCAAACAGCUGGCUGAAAAGCUGGCGGCAAGACUGAAUCGCUGCGAGACGGAGCGGCAGUGGAACGACGUUGCGUUUGCUUUGGGUUUGCUGCAGCAUAAGAACGAGGAGAUUACGAAACUAGUGUCUGAGGGUUUCAAGGUCGUGCAGGCCGCCGCUUGAGGGGUAUCUUGACUGGGUGAUUGAGGCGCAUGUAGCGAGGGAGACAUUAUUUUACUGUAUUUGUUUAAUUUUAGAUGGGCAGGUACUUGGCCUAUGACGGAUCAUUUAUGAAUGCAACGCGGUUAUGAAGUCUAGAAUGUUGCAGCGCGGGAUCUAAUUCGUGUCUUCUAGGGUAGUUGCUAUGACGCAUGUGCUUUGCUGUGCAACACGUCGAUUAUUUGCUACCAGGGUAUUUGCGGAGAAGUUUUUUUUUCCAGACUGGGCUUUGUAUCUAAAUAGGUAUUGUUUUGCGCAUAAAUGGCUUCCUCUUCACACCCUUUGUUUUAGAAGUGCAGCUAAGUACAUGGCAGGUACAUGAGUAUAUUUCUAUAAAUGCUAGAAGCUAACAAUAAACAGGGGGAAAAGUAGCGUAAACAUAAGGGGAAAACAGCUCCGCUAUAACUAUGCGCGCCAUUGGAGUAGUACUUAUUACUCAUCAAAAGAGUCGAGAAAGCGAGCAUCGGGAAUGGCGCCGAGACUCGCGCAAUUCUAAAGCAUUCGCGAAAUGCUGUAAUAAUUAAUAUUCGGCUUGUCGCAAAAAUUUCACCGAUUUCUAAAUCUGCCGUCGCCGACCAUUCUUGUCUCCAUUCUUGUCUGCCCAGGCUCGCCCCAUCUUUAAAAUGUCUGAACCCUCCGGCAUCGACUGGAACACUGGUGAUAAGUCGGCAAUGGUUUCAAUUGGCAGCCACAAACUCUAUCUGUCUGCCUCGGGCCAGGACCGCAAACCCGGCCAGCCAAUAAUCCUCUUGAUGCAAGGUAUGGCAAGCACGAUUGAUGAAUGGGUUCUCGUCAAGCGCCUCGUUUCUCCAUUUGCGCGCUGGGUCGAGUAUGACCGUUCUGGCCUGGGCAGGAGUGAAGAUGCCGUUGAAACGCGUGAAGAAAUCAGCGCUGCAUCUGUUGCGGCAGAUUUGGGCCUUCUCCUCGAAACAGCUGGGGUCGCUCCUCCUUACGUUAUUGUGGCCCAUUCGUGGGGAGGACUCACUUCUCGAGAGUUUAUUCAUUUGCAGGAGAAAAAUGUUGCCGGUAUCGUGUUUGUUGAUGCUGUUACUGAGUUCAGCAAAGUCCGUGAGGAGCUAGUAUCUGCGGAGCCGUAUCUUCCAGCGUUACACAAGGACGUCGAGUUUCUUCCUAUUUCAUCUCUUACGCGGGACUUGAAACUGUCUCCUGAGGAAUGGGCUGCUGUUCGGAAGCAGGGUGAUAGCGCCAGAACAUCAGUCGUCGAGGCUGCCGAACUAAAGGCAUCCUGGGGAGACAAGCCGGUGCUGAUGGCAAAGAAGCAAGGCGAAAAUCAAGUCCUCGGAAACAGACCCGUGAGUGUUCUCGCGGCAAAUAAUGCGAUGGAUCUCCAGACACGGUUCGAUGCUGGUGUUGCUGCUGGAAACGGUACUGAAGAAGAGAGAGCACAGUAUAGAGUGUUAAUAGACAGGAUGUCAAAGGAAGAUAUCGACCAUCAGAAAGAGCAGUUAAAGUUGUCAAGUGUAGCAAGAUAUACUUUUACAGAGACAAACGGUCAUAAUGUUCAGAUGACAGACCCACAGCUAAUAGUAGACGAGAUUAGAUGGGUUUUAGAUCAUGUUAUUGUAUAG